CGGAAGCAGGCGUCCUCCAGGCGGCGCUAUCAGCCGCCAUCUUACCGAGAGCGGAAGGAAGCCCGGAGUCCGCAGGUCUGAGCAGAAGAAAGAAGACAGAAGAUGGAGGUGACGGGGCCGGACAGUGACUGGAGGAGUCCGCAGUUCAGACAGAAAGUUGUGGCUCAGAUAGAGGAGGCCAUGAGGAAAGCAGGAACUGUACACACCAAGUCCAGCAUUGACAUGGAGAACCACGUUUAUGUCAAAGCCAAAUCCAGAGAGGAGUAUUUGUCUCUGGUGGCGAGGCUGAUCAUACACUUCAGAGACAUCCACAAGAAGACUCUUGGAGGUUCAGAUCCCAUGAAUUCCCUGACUAACCUGACUGGUGUUGGAGGGGUUCCGGGCAACAUUGGUAUGGGGCCUCGCCCCACCGGCGCUCCAGUGGGUGGCAUGGGGGCCAUGGGGCCGAUGCAGAUAGGUCAGCAUGCCAUGGCAGGGGUGGCUGGAAACCCACAAUCCAUAGGGGGUCCAGGCCAAAUGCCGAUGCAGCAGAUGGUGCAGACGCAGCAGCAGCAGCAGCAGCAGUCCAUCCAGUUCCAGCAGUUCCAGCAGCAGCAGCAGCAGCAGCAGCAGCAGAAUGCCGCCAUCCAGCAGCAGUUUCAGCAGCAGCAGCAGCUGAGGGUGCAGCAGCAGCAGCAGCAGCAGCAGCAGCUGCAGCAGCAACAGCAGCAACAGCAGCAGCAGCAGCAGCAGCAGCACCACCAGAACCAGCAACUCCAGCAGCAGCAGCAGCAGCAGCAGGCCCAGAAUCAGCAGCAGCAGAACCAGAUGCACCAGACGAGGAUUCAGCAGCAGCAGAUGCUGCAGCUCCAGCAGCAACAUGCUCAGGCUCAGGCUCAGGCUCAGGCUCAAGCUCAAGCUCAAGCUCAAGCUCAGUCCAUUCAGCAAAUGGUUCAUCAGCAGCAGCAGCAAGCCCAGGGGCAGCCUCAGCCAGGUCAGAUACCUCCACACUCGCAGCAGCAGCAGCAGCAGCAGCAGCAGCCUGGCAUGGUGCCUCAGUCUCUGCCCGGACAGAUGACGUCUGCUCAGCAUGUUCCAAACAACUCGCUGAGUCAGCAGCAGCAGCAGCACCAGCUCAAGAUGCAGGCCUAUCAGCAGGCUCGUGCAGCCCUGCAGCAGCAGCAGGCGCAGCAGGCGGCGCAGCAGGCGCAGCAGCUCAACGCAGCCGCGGCUGCCGGCGGCGGACCUGGACAGUUGGUUCGUCCUGGGAUUCCGAUUCCAAACCGGUUACCGAGAGCCCCCCUCAACCCCUCCAUCCCUCCUCCCAAUGCUGCGGCUGCGGCUGCAGGAAGGCUCCUCUGUCUCCAGGUCCAGCAGCAUUCAGUGAUGUCAUCACCGUCACCUGUUCAGGUCCAGACACCGCAGUCGAUGCCCCCCCCCCCCCAGCCGUCACCGCAGCCCCCCUCCUCAGUCAGCUCCGGGCCCACGCCGUCACCAGGCGGCUUCCAGCCAAGCCCCUCCCCCCAGCCCGCACAGAGCCCUGCCAACGCCCGCACCCCCCAGAACUACGGAGUCCCGUCCCCUGGACCCCUCAACACUCCAGGUAACCCCAGCUCAGUGAUGAGUCCUGUGGGGGCCUCGUCCCUGGAGGACCAGCAGUACAUGGAGAAACUCAAACAACUGUCCAAGUACAUCGAGCCUCUUCGCAGGAUGAUCAACAAGAUCGACAAGAACGAAGACAGAAAGAAGGACCUGAGUAAGAUGAAGAGUUUGCUGAACAUCCUGACGGAUCCAAACACCAGGUGUCCUCUGAGGACGCUUCAGAAAUGUGAAAUCGCUUUAGAGAAGCUGAAGAACGACAUGGCCGUGGUGAGAUGUCUUUUCACUUUCACUGGUUUUGUAUCUAACGUUUUCCGACCCCCCCCCCCGCCGCCCGUGGCCACCAAGCAGCAAUACCUGUGUCAGCCGCUGCUGGACGCCGUCAUGGCCAACAUCCGCUCGCCAGUCUUCAACCACUCGCUGUACAGAACCUUCGCCCCCGCCAUGACCGCCAUCCACGGCCCCCACAUCAUGGGCCCCAGCGUCUGCGUUCGGAAAAGGAAACACGAGGACGAGGAGCGGCAGACCAUCCCCAACAUCCUGCAGGGGGAGGUGGCGCGCCUCGACGUGAAGUUCCUGGUCAGCCUGGAUCCUUCGUUCUGCAGCAACAACGGCACCGUGCACCUCAUCUGCAAACUGGAUGAUAAGAACCUGCCCAGCGUGCCCCCCCUGCAGCUCAGCGUUCCGGCUGAUUAUCCCGAGCAGAGUCCGCACUGGGCCGACGACGGCGAGCUGUACGGUGUGAACAGCUUCCUGCAGACGGUGCACAGGAACAUGACGUCCAAGCUGCUGCAGCUGCCGGACAAGCACUCGGUGACGGAGCUGCUCAGCACCUGGGCCCAGAGCGUCCGCCAGGCCUGUCUGUCUGCAGCCUGAGGCCCCGCCCAGUCCCUCCGGGUUCCAGGGCCACAUCAGAACUUCUGGAUCCUUCCGACGGGACUGGAACCUCCUGUGAGGCUUCAGGAGACAGACUGUGGUUGUGACUCCGGGUGUCAUGUGAUCUCUGCCUCGUGCACACGCUUCUCAAACACGUGGACGUGUCGGACUGGAGCUUCAGAAUCCAAGGGGACCUGAUCCACGUCCCGGAUCCUCAACGCGUCACUUUGUGAACUGGAGUUUUGUAUCAAAAGUCUUUUCUUUUUGCUUUGGUUUUCAAAAUAAAACUAGUUUUGUUUCAUGAAUAAAAAUGUUUCUUUUUUUA
Molecule: messenger RNA, 2779 nt
Organism: Pleuronectes platessa (European plaice)
Lineage: Eukaryota; Metazoa; Chordata; Actinopteri; Pleuronectiformes; Pleuronectidae
Gene: med15
Product: mediator complex subunit 15
Biological process (GO): regulation of DNA-templated transcription
Molecular function (GO): transcription coregulator activity
Source: RefSeq, a predicted model, not a curated record